This is a messenger RNA of Colletotrichum truncatum, 2088 nucleotides long. The record is from RefSeq and is a predicted model, not a curated record. NCBI's taxonomy places the organism in Eukaryota, Fungi, Ascomycota, Sordariomycetes, Glomerellales, Glomerellaceae.
AUGCUCUGCAACGUAUGUAAGGAUGGACUCGAAGGGAUGUGGGACCCAAGUCGAACCAAGCGGCUUGCGCUACUAGAAGACUUCAAGGACAAUGAAGGCGGCGACAACAAUAGCAAGGCUUUAGGCUUGCUCGAUGCCGGGAUAGAACAUUCGAAGAGUCACGGAAUUGACGAGUACGUCUACGGUCACCAUAAAGAUAAAGACUCCUUCCGGGCGUCGGUGCGAGAGGGAUGCGCCAUGUGCAAUAGGUUCAGGUCCCCAGGUCUGAACCGUGAAAACCUCAAGUUACAGAGUCUCGGCUACUAUUCGGUAUUUUACGUGGAAAUUCGAAAGAAGGGCGAUGUGGACACACCACUUAUGUUCGUUGAAGUGGGAAUCUCGUCGGGAGGUUUUGACUUUGUGCCGUUUGGAGAUCCGAAAUUCGACCAUAACAUAAACUUCAACUUUGGGCGUUCUAACCAUGAUCACAUGGCAUGGUCCAUCAUGGACAAUUGGAUGAAGACGUGUUUCGAGUCUCAUACCCAAUGCAAACUUCCGGAGAUAUCACCUUCAUAUCGACCUACUCGUUUGAUCAAGAUAAAUAGCCAAAGAACAGUCCGUCUUGUCCAGGGGGUCGAGUGUCCAUCCAUCAUUCGAUAUGUAGCAUUAAGCUAUUGCUGGGGCAGUAAGCCUGUAGAGAACCUGCUACGCCUUCUGCAAUCAACCUUGGAAGAGCUGAGCCGGGAGCAGCCAGUCGACAUUCUUCCAAAGACUUUCAGAGAUGCAAUAGAAGUCGCUCAACAUUUCGGAGUCAAUUACAUUUGGAUUGAUCGACUCUGCAUCUUUCAAGACUCCCCUGAGGACUGGCAGAGAGAGGCUUCAACAAUGCAAGACGUAUAUCGCAACGCUCUUUUCAGCAUUGCCGCCACUGGGGCCAAAGACGACGAAGGCGGGUGCUUCUUUGAGCGAGAUCCAGCAAAAGUGGCGCCGACGAUUGUCCGCAUCAAACUGACUGAAGACAGCGAGGAGAAAGCCUUUAGGUUUGGCCUUGAAAAGGCCUGGUCUUGGCGCCUUUCAUUUAGGAACGAGCCUCUGGUUCAAAGAUCUUGGGUAGUUCAGGAACGGCUUCUCGCGCCUCGAACCCUGCAUUUCGGAUCCAAGCAGGUGUUUUGGGAAUGCCGCGAGGCGAGUUGCUGUGAGAUGCACCCUCAAGGUGUUUUUAACUUUGAAAGCGUGUUCAAUGGCGACGAGGGGAUCGAAGAGGCGGACCCAUGCCCAAAACACCCUUUCCUCUGGAAGCAGUUGCUCGACGCGCCGGAUCGGAUCGAUGUUAGCGACCCGUAUGAACAGCUCUUUUCCGACUGGAAAUCGAUUACCAAUUACUACGUUGCUCGGAAACUGACGGUUGCCAGCGAUAAGCUGGUUGCUCUCUCUGGAUUGGCAAAUGAUAUGAAGACUAGACUUAAGCAGCUGAGACCGGGGCCGCAUCGUUAUCUGGCCGGCCAUUGGGAGGAGACAUUGAUGGAUACAAUCAUGUGGAGCGUCGGUCGUGGCGAGGCCAGGCGAGCGUUGCAGUAUCGAGCACCGUCGUGGUCUUGGGCAUGCAUGGACGGCGGUCUCGGCCUGAUGGGAGGGUGCAGACAAGGGAAUGGCGUUUCCUUCGCAACCAUGGUCUCUGUGAAGACGGCACACUCCGGUAGUGAAGAUACAGGAGAGGCCGUUGGGGACAUAUUGACACUGGCAGGUCCAUGUGCUGUGGUCCAGAUAGACGUCGAACAGUUCCAGCCUAGCGGUUACCCGAGGUAUAAGACUGAGAAGUUUGUUCAGAGUAUCGAGGAUGACGAGGGAAACAGCCUGUAUGAGAGAAAUGAGACUGGAAUCAAAAUCUCCUUUGAUACCUUGGAAGAUUUUGUUGAGGAAGCUCUUUUAAUGUGGAUGUGUUCCCAUAUGUAUUAUGGCGGAAAAUGGUAUGGCCAUGGCCUAGCACUCAGUCGUGUGGAGGAGGAUAGGUAUCGUAGGGUGGGAUUGGUGCGUAGAAGAUUUAAUAACGAGAACGAUGUGCGAAAAUUCAGCAUAGGAUUCUCCCAUAAACAGGUCGAGAUCAUAUGA